UAGUACUGUUUUAUAAUCUGACGAGUCAAGUCGUGCUGCCUCUCCACGCUCUCUGCCGCUACGUGUCCGCCAGCCAGAGCCAGAGCAGAGCAGAGCAGAUCGGUGUUGUGUCCGGUGCGAGACCUGUGUGUGGGAUCGUUGCAUGAUCAGUUCAGUCGCUAAAUCGCCGCGUGCUCGACAGCGCGUCCUCUAGAAAGCCGCCACCACCACCACCACCACCGCUGAGUGGUCUCGUGCCCAACCUGCCCCUCGACGAAAAAGGGUUUACAAAAUUAUCACUGUGUAUGCUUUUGAUUCAAUCUCUUUAGCAUAUCGGAGUUUGGAAAAGUCACUUUAACUGGGCUUAGCAACGGCCAAGUCCCACCAUCAGCUUGAGGGUGCUCUAUCAUACCCAAGGGGGUUCUUUCAGCCCUAAAGCCCAACCAUGACGCGACCCAAGCAAAAUGAUAGCAAAUUCAAGGCGUUCAUGCGGGAGAAUGUCCUCACCAUGGCCACCGUGAUCGGUGUCUUUGCGGGCGGCCUGGUGGGGUUCAUCAUCAAGAACAGCACCGGGGAGUGGACCAAGCGUGAGAUUAUGUACAUAUCAUUUCCGGGAGAGAUCUUUUUGCGCAUGCUGAAGUGCUUGAUUGUGCCGCUGUUGGUGUCGUCGAUAACCAGUGCCAUUGGUGGACUCGACCUGAGCAUGUCCAGCAAGAUAGCCACCAGAGCCAUCACAUACUACUUUGUGACCACCAUAUCGGCUGUGGUUUUGGGCAUUUGUCUGGUGACCACACUGCGUCCCGGCCAGGGAGCCAAGAUUGUGGAAACCCAUACGGAGAGCGUCGAUAAGGCAUCCAAGGUGCUGACCCCAGACACGCUAAUGGAUCUGGUGCGAAACAUGUUUACGGACAACAUCAUCCAGUCCACCAUGUUCCAGUAUCGCACUGAGAUCUUUGAGAACACCAGCAUUAGCCCAGCACAACCCAUGGAAGCCUGGCAGUUCAAGUCUUCCCAACGCGAGGGCUCCAAUGUCCUGGGUCUGGUCAUGUUCAGCGUGAUCCUGGGCACCACCAUCGGCAGGAUGCGUGAGAAGGGGCAACUGCUGCAGGAUUUCUUUACCACAUUGAGCGAGGCAAUGAUGACAAUCACCUCAUGGGUGAUCUGGAUUUCCCCUCUGGGUGUGGCCUUCCUGAUAGCCGCCAAGAUCAUUGAGAUGGAGUCCAUUGCGGCGACUAUACAAUCGUUAGGCUGGUAUUUCAUAACGGUUAUGAUUGGUCUCUUCUUGCAUGGAUUCGGUACCAUUGCUGUGAUCUUUUUCUUGGGCACACGACGCCUUCCGUAUAGGUAUAUUGCAAAGCUCAGUCAGGUGCUGGCCACUGCAUUUGGCACUGGCUCCAGCUCGGCCACCAUGCCGCUGACCAUCAAAUGUCUGGACAACAUGGGCAUCGAUCCGCGCGUCACCCGAUUCGUCAUCCCCGUGGGAGCCACCAUCAACAUGGAUGGCACUGCUCUCUAUGAGGCUGUGGCCGCACUCUUCAUCGCCCAGUACCGUGAGAUGAGCUACUCCUUUGGUACCAUUGUGGCGGUGAGCAUAACAGCAACGGCUGCCUCGAUUGGAGCCGCUGGCAUUCCGCAGGCGGGUCUCGUCACCAUGGUCAUGGUGCUGGACACUGUGGGCCUGGAGCCGAAGGAUGUGUCCCUCAUCAUAGCUGUCGAUUGGCUACUGGAUCGCUUCCGCACUACCAUCAAUGUGAUGUGCGAUGCCCUGGGCACUAUUUUGGUUAAUCACCUGUCGAAGAACGAUCUGGCUAGCGUGGAUAGGCUGAAUGCCGAGCCCCAUGAGCUCCUCGAGCUGGGGGCCAAUGGACACGAGAUGAAGGAAUGAAGGCAGUCUUCGCUUGGCGCCUAUAAUCGCAAACGAUGAGUGGACAUGUCCCGGUUGUGGGCCUGGUUCCACAUCCUUCCCCGCCAGGAUAGCGACAGCGACGACUACGACGAUGAGGAGUUUUAAGGUCGAUCGCUGGACGGGUAUCUGUGGGUGGGGGGACUCGGACUCCAUCAGUUUUGUUUGCGGAUAAUUAUGGGCGACCAAGACGCAUCUAAUUUCCAGAUUGAUCAAUUUGCAGCAGCUCCUCGAAGCCACAAGCAAGAACAGCAGAGGUCUGCCAGAGUACAAGUACUAAACACAGCAACGAAUUUAAGCCAGACACUAAUUCGUUAAUUAGUUUGUUUUUUCCCCCACUAAGCAGAACAGAAUUAAGAUACAUUUAUCGUCUAAAUUAGCAGUACUUUCAAGGUGUAAAUAAUUUUUAAAUACUUAUGUAUAACUAUAUUAAAUUGAGUUCAAAUUUGCAUUACAUUCUCCCCCAUAUAUGAUUAGUAUUAAACAACAGUAACCGAAACUAAAUGAAAGGAGAAACCAAAUUAGUUCUAUUCAAAUUCCAAUCUCCAAUCACCAAUCACCAAUCUCCAACUCCAACAUCAAGCAAAUGCAUUUUGUUAGGUCGCAAAAAACUGUUGUUGAUCAAAUGAGAUUCGUAUUCUAGUAUUUGUUAAAUGAUAUUCUAUAAAGUUUUCUGCCAUAGCAAACAAUAAAAAAAAAGACAACAAAAGAAAUCUAGAAGAUAGUCAAGACGAUAACCAAUUUAAAUACAAUUUAAAAUACAAUUAAAUUCGAAUCGGAAAAUCAGAAUUUCAAAUGCCGUUACAAGUUCGUGUUCAUAGUUUGAGCUUUGUAAAUACUUAAUAGAUUAAGUAUACAUACACAUUAAACGGAAGAUAUUUAAUAUACAUAAUAUUUAAAGCGUGCGAAAACAAAUCAAAUGAAUUCUUGAAUGACAAUAAUAGAGUGCUGCAAUCAGACAGGACAGUCAAUUUAUACGCGUAACGAAUUAUUUAUUACAAUAUUAUUAAACUAAAUUUAAAUUAGGUCACACCAUUGCAACAAAAAUAUAAAACGAAUAGAAACCAA
This is a messenger RNA of Drosophila pseudoobscura, 2950 nucleotides long. RefSeq names its product Excitatory amino acid transporter 1 (gene Eaat1). Gene Ontology annotation, molecular function: neutral L-amino acid transmembrane transporter activity; glutamate:sodium symporter activity; L-glutamate transmembrane transporter activity. The transcript has 11 exons. Gene Ontology annotation, biological process: L-glutamate transmembrane transport. The coding region runs from base 425 to 1864 and encodes 479 amino acids. Gene Ontology annotation, cellular component: plasma membrane. Lineage: Eukaryota; Metazoa; Arthropoda; Insecta; Diptera; Drosophilidae. The record is from RefSeq and is a predicted model, not a curated record.